CAGAAAGCAAGCAUUUCUGAAGCCAUGAUCAUUCCAUAAGUCGCGAUCAAACUCACAGUUCACGAGUCCUCUCGAAACCUAAAGUCCAAACACUUCCUCCUUCUCGCCGGUCGAUUUCGCGAAGCUCAGAUAUCAUCGAUGGCUGGAUAUAGUUCAGAUGACGGUGAUUAUUAUUCAGAUGGUGGUUGGGGAGAGGAAGACAGCGGUGGCUAUUGUUCAGAUGAUCGUUCAGAGCAGCAAGAAUUCAGCGAUUACGACAAUGUUAGUGAAUCCCAUGAAGGGACCGGCAGGGAAGAUAACCAUGAAGCGCAGGAUGAUGAUGAGGGCUCUUAUGAUGAAAAUGAAGGAACGGAGUCAGAGGAAUUGAAUGAUGAACUGGAACAUCAAGUUGGGGGCUAUGGGGCGCCAGGAAAUGUGAUUGUGAAUCCGGGGCAGGAUGGACCGCAACAAACUAUGACUGGAAGCAUUGGGAAGCAAUCGGGAGUUGAUGGAGGGCGACAUCCCGUGACUAGCUAUGAAUGGAGUUCAAGGACCAGGCAUCAGGAUAAGCGAACUGGGGACUAUGCGCGCGCGACCACGAAGCAUACUUUCGCCAGUGGCAAUACAUUAAAGGAGAGAUCCACGGGGAGAGUCGGAUUCAAGGAUGAGUACAAGCAGAGCACCACCGUCACGAUCGGCAACAAGGGAGGCUACUCUGAGUAUCACCGGGAAGAGAGGUUUCGGACCGUUGAGUUUGGGAAAAGCAGCGGCAACUGCAGUGGCAGCAGCAUCUCAGGCCGACCAACAAGAAGAAAUGAGGAUCAUAAAUGACCUCAUCUGAUCCGCCGCUUUAUCUAGUGAUGUUUGAAGACUCGGUUUCUGCUUCUAGGGGUUAGUAACUAGACGUGCGAUCUGUCUUACAUAUGCUUUAGUUUGUGAACUCGCCCAUUUCACUUUUGGUUUGCUAAACUUCUGACCUUGCUUGUUGGGACUUUACAACAAGCCACGCGAGCCUAUGUGAGAACUCGGAGAACCGGGGUGUUUGUUAUUUGAUCUCUCUUGUUGAUUACUCUUGCCUUUUGGAGAGA
Molecule: messenger RNA, 1067 nt
Organism: Syzygium oleosum
Lineage: Eukaryota; Viridiplantae; Streptophyta; Magnoliopsida; Myrtales; Myrtaceae
Exons: 3
Coding region: 139-810 (223 amino acids)
Source: RefSeq, a predicted model, not a curated record